Drosophila simulans is the source of this 877-nucleotide messenger RNA. RefSeq lists its product as uncharacterized. NCBI's taxonomy places the organism in Eukaryota, Metazoa, Arthropoda, Insecta, Diptera, Drosophilidae. The transcript has 3 exons. The coding region runs from base 453 to 656 and encodes 67 amino acids. The record is from RefSeq and is a predicted model, not a curated record.
UCAGUUCGCUUUUGUGUCGCCUUGUGGCAGGUCGCCUCCGCAGUCGGCUACUUGAUAUUCGAUACCUGGUAGCUGCGCUCCGCCGUCGCUCAUCCGCCCCGUCGGCCCGGUACGAGAAGCACGCACAGAACGCUGCGAAAGUGCGCCAACUUUCAUUCAAAGUGAACUGAAUUUGAAAGUGCGGAAGGAUAGGCGUUGUCUGGCCUCUUUGGAGGUCCUGCUGGCGCCACCGAACUAUCUUGAGAAGCGCGAAAUGCGCCUGCACACAUAAAUUGCAAUUAAACAAGGACAAAGAAAUUGAAGAACACAAGGGGAAACCCAGUAAAAUAUCCCAACCAUCUGCAAUAGCAACAAAUAGCCCGUUGAAACUUUGCUGGCCAGCGAGCCAAGUAGCCAAACAUAAAUAAAGAGCGCGCACAUUUAUUUAUUACUUGGCCCGAACUUUUCGCAAAAUGCCAGCGGGUCGAGUGGCUGGCAAGGCCGGCUACUCCAAUCACUACUACAAUGGACGCUCCUACGUGGGCAUCAACGAGGAGAUCAUGUGGGUGAGCAUCGGCAUGGGCGUGACCAUAGUGCUCCUGAUCACGAUCGCCUUGUGCUACAUUGCGCGCGAGAAGUGCCAGAAGAGGCAGCGGGAGUACUACGUGACCGCAUAGUUGUUGUACGCGGCCUGCCAAACGACGGAGCAGCAGGGGCAUACCCGGGAUCAGGUCAUGGGCAUGGAGGAGGGAGCUGGCAAAUCGCAGAGCGAUGGCGGCAGUCUCGUGGCAAGCCCCGGGGGAGAACCACCAUCGCCAGCAGGAUCACAGGCAGCCGUCACCGUCAUGCAUUGGUCUGUGGUCGACAUCUGUGCCCGCAGCUGGGGCUGACAUGCCCA